UGCUGCAGUUACAACUAAGCACUACAUUUUUCUGUUCUGUCCCCAUGAAAAACUUGGGGAUUCUCAGAGUUAACUUGUAAUCUAUAAAUGUUGUUUCUGUUUCCUUGGUGUACAUGUUCAAUAAAGUGUAACUGACUCCUGUUUGCACAAUGUCUGUCUUCUAAAUAUAACAGAUAUAACUUACAUUUAACAUGCUCUAGAUGGCUCCGUUGUCCUCCUCCUCUGGGUGGCUCUAUUACUGACUUUCCAUGCUUUCCUGUCAUUUCUUAUCAAUAAAAUGGUGCUUACUGUAGAAUAAUAUGGGAAAACCUUGCCUUUUGUACAGAAAGCUUCAGGAAAAUAUGGUUGUUAAAAUAUUGUUUAAAAUAAUCUCUUUAGAGUUUCUGUUUGGAAAAUGACAUCCUUGCUCAAGAGUAUGGAGAUUAAGUAGGUAUGGAUUCCUGUCAACAGUGAAACAGAGCCAAUGCGUUCCCUAAGGUUGAGUCUCAGUGGUACCAGCUAGCCAUCUAAGACUGCUUCUACACAGCCAUUUAAUCUGGGUCAGGACAUGAAUUAAAGAGAACCAGUUCACUGUGGAAUGCCUACACAGGCUCCUCAGGAACCAGUUCCAAGCUGGGCCACAAAAUCUGUUAAAUAUAGAUCCUGUGUAUCCUGGUUCUCCAAAUGCUUCAGUGGUAGAUAAUAAUAAUAAUACUAAUACUACUACUACUACUACUACUACUAAUAAUAAUAAUAAUAAUAAUAAUAAUAAUAAUAAUAACCACAUAUAAAAAUAACAUUAAAAACCUCACAUCAAAUUAAAUCAAUGAAUUAAGCCUAACAUCAAUAAACUGAACCAAACGUAGUCAAACAAGCACUCUGCACUAUUCUCUCAAGCACUCUUCAUUGUGGUCUCAGAUUCCUGCUCUGCAGUGCCUGUCAAUAUGAAACUACCUAAAAUCAGACAACUUAGUACUCAUGGCAGUAAAAUUGCAGGAAAAAACCUUUCUCUAUCCUGGAAGUAUAUAUAAAAUAUAAAUAUACUUUGGUUAAGGCAGUGCUGUCAUUAGGUUGGUGUCACCCAAUGUGGUAACAAGUUGUUUCCGUCUCUCUCUAUCUCAAUCUCUCUUUCAUACAGACACACAUAACACAUCGCAAUUGUGGAGAUGGGGAACUGAGACAAAUAUUAAGAGUUAAAGACACAACACAGCAAGUGGCAUGAGUGAGGGGAGAGGGAGAAUGCUUAACUUUGACGGCCACUAAAAACCUACAUCCAAGAGAGGAACAAAAAGAAAGGCUCCGUUGGCGGCACAUAGCACCAAGGAUCAUGAUGGUGAUAUUAUUAUUAACAUUAGUAUUACCUGUAUUUUUUACUUAUAUAGCACCAUAAAAUGUACAUAGCGCUUUAAAAAAAUAACCAGAAUAGUGGAUGCUGCCAAACACAUAUAAUUUAAAAUAUACAAGUGGUAGUAGUUUGAGUGUUAGACUAAGUCUCUGGAGACCAGGGUUUGAUUCCUGGCUUGGCCAUGGAAACUGAUCGGAUAACCCUGAGUGAAUUACAACACUCUCCAUCUCAGAAAACUCCAUGAUAGGUUUUGCCUUGGGGUUGCCAUAAAUCAUAAGUGACCUGAAGGCACACAACAACAACAACAACAACAACAACAACACACAUAUACACUGAGAAAAAGAGAUAACAAACAAACAAAAGAGAAUAAGCCCACAGUGCCUCAUUCCAAGAAAUGCUAACACUAGUUGUACUGUUAGAAUUCUCAACACUUGAAUAAUUAUAGAGUGAAGAAGCUCCAACAGGUAUGAGAAAGAAGCAAUACCAAAACUAUUUUGGGUGUGAUGGAAUCCACAGGGAGGCCUUUGCUUGAAGGGAAUGUGUCAGUGGAGACACUUGCUCACUUGUUUUUGGAAAUGCUCUCAGGUUUAAUAGCAGGGUAUUGAAAUAUGAGCUUUGCGUAACCAAGUACACAAGAUAUAUAUGGUUCUAAUAAAAACUGUCUCUUACAAGGAGGAAGAAAGGGAAUCCAAAAAAGGUGUACUUCAAUAUAAUGUUAAUAAUGAGUACUCAUUAAGAAAUAUUUUCCAAAAAGUUAAAUUGUUGAGAAUGAGUACUGAAGAAUGCAAUUUUGUAGAAGCUGAGAUUACUUCCCUCACCAAACCCAUACCUCUUUCUUAGCAUACAGUUCAAUCUUGUAAUUUCCAUUACCUCAUGCUAUAGAAAUCUGCAGUGUUGUCGAAGGGUUUCAUGGCCAGGAUCACAGGGCAGUUGUAUGUAUGGCCAUGUUCCAGAAGUAUUCUCUCCUGACGUUUCGCCCACAUCUAUGGCAGGCAUCCUCAGAGGUUGUGAGGUAUGGAGAAACUAAACAAGGAAGGCAUGUGUUAUUCUCGUGGGCCACAGGUUGACUGCAGUGGUUACAAGAAACCUUCUGAUGGAUCCAAACCUAGAAGAUGCACACUGGAGUACUUCCCAAUAUGUGGUACCAACGGCCAAACGUACACCAACAAGUGUCUCUUCUGCAGUGCAGUCAUGACAAGUCAAGGGAAGAUCCAUUUUAAGCAUUAUGGGAAUUGCUGAGAUAUUGCCUUGGGGAUCUGUGGAAAAACAUACUUCAUUCGCCUGUGAUCUCUGCCUCACUCUUCUUGCUCCAUUCAAAUCCAGUCUAAUCCACUCAAAAACUUGUUCUCUUCAGCUACUACUGGUCUACUGGGUUAAAAUAAAAACUUCUCAAUCUUA
Anolis carolinensis (green anole) is the source of this 2722-nucleotide messenger RNA. RefSeq names its product ovomucoid. Gene Ontology annotation, molecular function: serine-type endopeptidase inhibitor activity; protein binding. The record is from RefSeq and is a predicted model, not a curated record. Lineage: Eukaryota; Metazoa; Chordata; Lepidosauria; Squamata; Anolidae. The transcript is spliced from 4 exons. Bases 2339 to 2563 code for a protein of 74 amino acids.